Molecule: messenger RNA, 784 nt
Organism: Copidosoma floridanum
Lineage: Eukaryota; Metazoa; Arthropoda; Insecta; Hymenoptera; Encyrtidae
Gene: ND-23
Product: NADH dehydrogenase (ubiquinone) 23 kDa subunit
Biological process (GO): mitochondrial electron transport, NADH to ubiquinone; mitochondrial respiratory chain complex I assembly
Cellular component (GO): respiratory chain complex I; membrane
Molecular function (GO): 4 iron, 4 sulfur cluster binding; NADH dehydrogenase activity
Source: RefSeq, a predicted model, not a curated record
UGUGAUACAGAGGCAUCCGUAAACGUAAAGCAGGGCUGCUGCUUGUUUGCUGCGUAGCCAAAAAUUUAUUAUUUAAAUUGUUUAACGAUUCCUUAUUUUAUUCACUUAGUCAAUUCUAAAAAUGUUGCCUACAAAAGUUUUUACUCUUGGGCGAUUCGCUCCCAGAAUAUUAAGGAUCCCUGCCAGAAAUGCGUAUUACAUUGUCAAUCCUGAACAAGAGGAUACAUGGAAAAAUAUAACGGACAAAGCUGUGGCUUCAAUGUUUUUCCAAGAGUUGUUUCGAGGAAUGGGCAUGGCAUUGACUCAUUUUUUCAGGGAACCCGCCACUAUUAAUUAUCCUUUUGAGAAAGGUCCUCUCAGUCCAAGGUUCAGGGGAGAGCACGCCUUGAGAAGAUACCCAUCUGGAGAGGAAAGAUGCAUUGCUUGCAAGCUCUGCGAGGCCAUUUGUCCAGCUCAAGCUAUUACCAUAGAGGCCGAGGAAAGGGCAGACGGAUCAAGGCGCACGACUAGAUACGAUAUUGACAUGACUAAAUGUAUAUAUUGCGGUUUCUGUCAAGAGGCAUGUCCUGUUGAUGCCAUUGUCGAGGGACCAAACUUUGAAUUUUCAACAGAAACGCACGAAGAGUUGUUGUAUAAUAAGGAAAAAUUGUUAAAUAAUGGUGACAAAUGGGAGUCGGAAAUAGCUGUUAAUUUGCAUGCAGAUCAUCUGUAUCGCUAAAAGAAAAUUUAAUCUAGUUUCCCUUGAAAUGUAAGUUGUAGAAUAAAUUCUUGUGUCAAGCAAGUA